AACCAACUUGAAUUAACUAAUUAAGCAAUACAAUGCAUAUAAAUUUAUACAUUUAAAAGUUAUAAUAGGGCACAGAAAAAUGCAACAAUAUUUUUCGUGUUACUUGGGGAAAAAUGAACGCUUCUUAAUCUAAUGACCGUAAAUUAAAAUACAAAUUAACGGCGACUUUAAGUAUAUCAAAUUAAGGAUAGAACAUGGAAGUUUUUACCUAAUCAGUGUGGAUAUUUCCUUAUUUAUUUUACGCAUAUAUAGUAUAUACAUAUAUAUAUCGAAUCCAUUGUUAUCCAUGUGAAGCAACCAGUCUGUCUGUCUGCUCUGUGUCAAACUGUUCACUGACGCGACGCUGUUUAAUAGAAACGGGCAGCUUUGCCCAUGAGCAGAACGACGGAGCGUCAACGUAAUGGGUGUUGGCCUUGCGGCGCCACCAAUUCCAUACGCCAAUCGAGAGCAACGCGGCACAGACGCCGUUGCCAAAGCGCAGUCAGAGCAAUUGGGAGAGUGGAGCAAUUUGAAGGUCGCACCAAUGCACGAGAAAAUUCUGGAGGAUUCACGAAAAGAAAAGACUGAGAAGGUGCAGCUUCUUGGUAACGCUAAGGAGAAGCUGUCCAAAGAGAAACCCCUCAAACAACAGUCAAGACUUGCAGAAAGACUGCGCCGUUCAUUCCGCCGCAGUGCACACAGCUCCCUGGAGCUGAAGUCCACGUCGGACGAUUAUCAAAGCAAGAGCUGCGCCUCGCCAUCGCUAUCUAAGCUGGACAACAAUAACCACGGCGGCCGCAUACCCUUCUCAGUUGCCAGCCAACUGCAUCUGCCCGGCCUGGCACUUGGCGGUCACAUCAACGCGGCCCUGCUGCUGGACAGUCCCGACGAGUGCACGCCGCCCGAGUACGCCUACCAGCACUUGAGCAGUGUGGCCACCACCAAUACCAAUUCGAGCAGCUCACUCGAGAGCAACUUCGAGCUAAGCGAACUGAGGAGCUCACAGACGAACCUACACUGGGCCGGCAGUCAACAGUUCUUUGAAAUGGGCAGCGAGAUGAGCACCGCCGCCACCAGAAGUGCGACGCCAGAGCAGAGUGUCAAACGGAAGGAUCAGUUGGGCAGCAGCAGCCGCAAUGAUCAGCAACCAGCUGGCCCGCCCAAUGCCAGUCGCAGUUGCAGCAUCACCAGCGAGAGCAGCUCGGUGAGGAUAACGCGACUGCAGAACUUUCUAUUCAGGAGCAGCAACGAGAGCUCGCGCAGCUGUCAGGGUCAUUCGAAUGAUGGGUUUACCGCUUCGUCGUUUAACUCAUCGUCCGGGGAAUGGGAACAGCUGGGCGCCCAUGUGCUGUCCAGCAGCAGCGGCGUUGGCGGCCUACAUGAUCUCAAUACGGGCUCGUUUCCCGAGGAGGACACACCGGACGAAGCUGAUGGCGAUACCACGUUGCCGAUUGAAAGUGGCGAAGCUGGCGCCUAUUAUCAGUAUACGCUGACAUCGCCGAACAAUCCCUUUCUGCCGGAAAUCACUGCACGCACCUAUCACAGCACCUACGAGGACGACGAAUUGCCGAUUGAGGGACAAAUUCAGCCAGAGGAGCUGCAGCUGGAUUGUAAUGUGACAUCUGUUAAGUAUACCGGCUGGGGUGCCGGUUCCCGAUCCGCACAGCUGCCGACACCCGCCUACAGUCGUGCCGGCUCCCAGGAGUCCACGUUCAGCGAAAGCGGUGUUAGCUGUCCGCAGGGACCGACGCCCAGCCCAGCGUCGAGUUCCUCGUCCACGCCUGGCCGCCACAGACGCAAGCUCUUCAGUCUCAACUCUCCUACGCGUCUGCUGCAUCAUCAGCAGAGCGGCACAUCAGCAAGUCAGCAGCAUAUUCAUAAUCAGGCACAGAAAAUCGAAAUGUCCGUCUCGCCAACGGAGAGCCUCAAUGCGAACGUCCCGGUGCGUAAUCCCCUGAAUCCCUUUCUGCCGGCGACCUCGGCACCCAUUGCAGUGCCGGGCGACUUGAGGAGCAAACGUGAGGAAUUUCUACGUGCAACAAUGAAAAUCUGUCUGGUUGUGUCGCCUCCAGCCAGCAAACUGCAGCUGAAAUCAAAAAGUCUCACCCACUUAGAUGGCCUCGACACGUUGGUGCCCUGCCAACAUGGAGCUGCCGCACCCACAACGGCCACCGACACCAUCGCAUCCCCGGGCAUGUCAGUGCCAGCGGCCACGCCUGGACACCAGACGCAGGCGGUUUCAAGCUCGGAAUUCUUUUCGGUAUCCUUUUGCUUGGAUGCAAUGCAAUGCCAUGACGAGGAGUUCAUACCGGCAACCAAAGGAACUACAUUACAAAAUGCACUUAAGCAGCUGCUGCACAGGCGAAACUUGAGCUUUUCACAGAUCAAAAUUACAGACAAUAAUCCCACGUUCAGCUAUUUAGAUACAGGUCCAACGAACUUGACAGGCCAUUUGGACGAAAAUACCGAUGUCGAGAACUUGGCUGGACAUCAUCUUGUGAUCACCGAACGCGACAACAGUCGAAAAUCGUUGCAAAAAGCAGCAUCAUUUGGCUCUCGACAGCGACCACCGCGACUUUUAUCUUCCGCCUCAACAGAGGAGACAAGUGAAUCAGGCAAUGCGACUGGCAAGCAGAUACUUGGUCGUUGGUCUUCCAUAUUCGGCAUUAAGAACCCGCAGCAGAGUCAACUAUAUGACCUGCUCAACAACUAUGCAAAGAAUGGUGUGCCCCAGCGUCCAGAUGCUUUAAAUUUUGAACAUCCCGCGCUCGCUGAUUCACUGAAUUAUCUGCACAAUAUGGACAAAUCGUGGCGGGAUUUUGUCGAUAGCAAUGCCAUGAGUGAUAGUGAGAUUAAGAUACAAACUGCCAUAUGGGAGCUGGUCACCACUGAGGUCUAUUACAUUCACGCCCUGCAAACGGUUACAGACCUCUUUCUGGCCUGUCUGGAGGCUGUGCAGGAGGAACGCCUGCUGAUUGACGUCGAUCAGCACAGACUGUUCUCAAAUGUACGAUCCGUGUGCGAGGCAAACAUUAAAUUCUGGACCCUGUGGCUAUAUCCGAUGGUGGCACACAGCAUUAGGACUCAUGAGCCACUGAGAUGUGCCUUUUUCCAGGAGGGUUUCAUUUCCUUUGCCUCUAUCUUUGCACCAUAUAAGGUCUACUGCGCGGAGCAAAGUACCUGUCAGUUUUACUGCAAGGAGCUGAAUCAAAAUAAUGCCCUGUUCACUGUCUACUUGGCCUGGUGUGAGUCACAGAAGAUGUGCAAUCGCUUGCGCCUCGCCGAUAUCGUUGUCCGUCCCAUGCAGCGCUUAACCAAGUAUAGUCUAUUGCUUGCGGCUAUCAAGAAGCAUAUGAGCGAUGUGGAGGAAAUCGAAGUCAUGGACAUUAUGAUACACAGCGUGGAGAAUUUUGUGGGUAGCGUCAACAACCAUUUGACAAUGCGGCAGGAGAGUGAACGCCUCAAGGGUGUUAUGGCACGCAUUGAAUCCUACGAUGUGGUGGACACCAACAACGAGGUGCUGGACAAGCUGAUCAAACAGCACAGUCAAAUGUUUGAUCUGUGCGCACCAAUGCGCGGCUGUCCCGCCAGCCAUGUGCGUCAUUUGUUUAUGGAGGGGGAUCACAAGUUCAAGGACAACGUUGGUAAAAGCGAUGUGCAUUGUUUUCUGCUAACCGAUAUACUGCUCGUAUGCAAAAGCAUGGCCAAGAAGGGAUUGGGGGCGCUUAAGGUCAUACGCCAGCCAUAUCUGACUGAUCAUUUGAUCGUCCAUCUGGCGCACAACAACACGCUGAACUGCGUCUAUCUCAAUGAGUUCCAGGUGGCCACUACAGCCUUUACUCUGCAAUGCACCGAGGCCAAGAACUGGUACGAUGCCCUCUGGCGCGCCAAGACCAUAUAUCAGAGACUGAAGCGGGGCAAUGGUGGCGACAGCUUUCGCUUUGGCGGCAGUGGCACCACUGGCGAUUCCCUCGGUGUGCGCAAGUCGCCCAUUAACUCAUCGAUCGGCAGUCAUGUGUCCAGUGCAAACAAUAGCCACAGCGGCAGCGUUGAGUGGAACGAUUCCCGGAACAUAUCCGUUGAUUUUGAAAAAACCAAUUCACUCUCCAGCGACGAGGGCUCCAGCCUAAUGGGCAACCAGGGCUUGGCGUCAAAGGGCAAACAGCAAUUGUUGAGGGGCGUGCCAAAGCCAAAGAUUGGCACGAUUCCAUCGACAUCGGCCAAUACCCUAUCCGUGCAGCCGGUAAACCAUUUGGGCCAGAGUUUGCCCAAUCUGAACCUGCAACACAACCAAACUAACAAUACAUUGCUUGUGCCGGGCACAACUACUAGUCACUCGGGUAAUUUAUUGUUGUCGCCCAGUCAUCGCGGCAUUUCCUAUCCACCGCCGAGUCCAACUAGAGUGCCGCUUAAGCGCGGCAUGGCAUUCUCCACGUCCACGAAGAACCCACCUCUGCUGAAGACGCGCAAUAUUACUUCUCAGAACAGUAUUAAUUGGCAUCAGAUACCCGCAACUCCCACGCCGCCCAGUCCGCGAUCGCAGCACAGCUCGCCCAGCAAUCCAAACCAGGCCUGCAAUGUCGGUCUGCCGGGCGCCACAGAUCCACGGAUGCUGCAGAAACAGAUAUCCCAUCAGAUGCCCUUGCAGACGACCAAGCAGAGUGAUUUGGAACUCCAGCGACAUUUAAGCAAUGAAACCGACGUUUAAACCAGAUAUUUAACCAACAACAACAAUAAAUAGGAGAUUAGGUAACACAUUAGAUAUAAACAAACAAACAAAUAAUAAUAAUAAUAAUAACAAAACACAUUGGCUUCUCCUUGACAAGGUCACCAAUAGAAUUGGUCAAUGUAGUUGCUAAUACUGCACCUUUUGGGUCCAAAUACAAGAUACAAAUAUAAUAAACAUUCCGACUAAGUGCUACCCAUUCCCAUUGUCUAUCCAUAUACAAGUCUACUUAUGCAUGUAAACAUAUUAAACG
Messenger RNA from Drosophila virilis, 4958 nucleotides. Its product is annotated as serine/threonine-protein kinase phg2. Gene Ontology annotation, biological process: endothelial cell migration; Rho protein signal transduction. Gene Ontology annotation, cellular component: axon; endocytic vesicle; plasma membrane. The record is from RefSeq and is a predicted model, not a curated record. Gene Ontology annotation, molecular function: guanyl-nucleotide exchange factor activity. NCBI's taxonomy places the organism in Eukaryota, Metazoa, Arthropoda, Insecta, Diptera, Drosophilidae.